GGGGCCUGGCAUUUGGCCCUGCACUUGCUGCAGGAGUCCCUGCCCGGGUUCCCUGCUGGCCCAACCUUCGCACCCAUCUCAGAACCUGGGUUCCCAAGGGGGCCGCCUCAAGUGGUUGCCAGGAACCUGAGGCCAUGGCUGCCCCACUUUUGGCUGCACGAUGCUGAUGUCAGAGUGGCCAUUGUGACCUGUGCAACCAAGGCCUCAAAAGGGAAGGCUGGGCUCAGGCCGUGUGUCAGUGCGACCUGACAACGGGAGGAGAAGGCAGGGCAGGGACUCUGCUGCCCAGGGACCAGAGGAGCCCCACAGCUCGGGGCUCCGGGCCUGUGCUGCAGGCUCCCCUGCCUCUCCCUGCCCAGAAUCAGCGGAGGAACAGCCAGAGCAGACUGCGGUGUUCCUCGAGGCGACGACGGGAGGAGAAGGCGGGCAGGAGCAGGGCUCACGCAGGGCUCAGCAGGGAGUAGUGCCCUUGUGGCUCUGGGCCUGUGCUGCAAACUCCCCACCCUCCUCUUUCUCCCACAGAGAGAGAGGACCAGCACCUGGAGGAGACUGUGACGUUUCUGGACAGGGACUCACUGCUGACGGCUGCCAUGUGCGACAGCAAGCAGGAGGGCCCUGGUGCCAGGGAGCCAGUGUGCAUGCUGUGUCGCCGUGCAGAGGCUGACCCGGACAUCUGCGGUGACAAACUGGAGAAGCGCGGGCUCUGUGCCCACCUGUACUGCCUGUUCUUUGCCACUCUACUUUUUCGUCAAGAGAACAAGCAUGUUGGACUCAUGGGAUUUCUUCCUCAAGAUAUCCAAAUUGCAGUGCGGCGGGCGGCACAAAAGCGCUGCUGCGUCUGUGGCCUGAGCGGGGCAGCCAUCAUGUGCUGCAUGGAGGGCUGUGACAGAUGGUUCCACCUGCCCUGUGCCAAGGAGGGUGGCUGCAUCACACAGUAUAUUCCAUAUUACAGCUCCUUCUGCCCUGAGCACUGUCCAAAGCAGGAUGUGGAGGCAACUCCAGAGCCGGGCACCGAUUGCCCCAUCUGCAUGGAGCCUGUGGAGGAUAGAAAGACCUUCAGAACCCUGGUGUGCCCAACGUGCAAAAGGGCCUGGUUCCACAGGGACUGCAUCCAGGGACAGGCCAUGCGCGCUGGUCUUUUAUAUUUCCGGUGCCCCCUGUGCAGAGACCAGGAGGCAUUCCUUGUCGAAAUGUUCAUCAUGGGGAUCCGAACCCCCUUCAGACUGCCAACAUGGGAGGACAACAAUGCCUUCGUGAAUCUAAGAGAGAGGCACAGCAGGUGCAAUGCCAGGGAUUGCCUUUACCCGGGAGGCAGGGAGGAGGCAGAGGAAGAGGGGCCCUGGGAACUGCUCCUGUGCUCCUCCUGCGCUGCUGAGGGCACCCACAGGCGCUGCUCCGGCCUGAGAAACAGCGUACAGAGCUGGGAGUGUGACAGCUGUGCUGGUCUUGGAACGGCCUCCAGAGAUGAGCCAGAGCUCAGUGGGCCCCGGCUGGCUAGUCAGUCAGGACGGGAGCCUGCUAACGGCUCCGCAGAAUCUGAGGCCAUCAGCCCCAGCUCCUGUGGCCCGGUGCCAUCGGGGCUGGAUCCCCAGGCUUCAUCCACAGAGACCAGCAGCAGCAGCAGCCACCAACGCACAGCACGGCAGCAGUCUCUGCCAUCUCCCUCGCUGGACACCAGCAGCCCCAGCACACCAAGGUCAAUGUACAGCAGCACCCCUGAGCCUGAGGACAGCGGCCAUUCCAGACAUGCUGGGCCCGGCCGCAGGCGCACCCGCUCCCACCAGCAAGGUCGGGCCUCCAAUGGACCAGUCCGAUCAAGGAGUCGCCGUGAGAGCUGCAGCAGGACGAGACCAAGGACUGAGAGGCCCAGGCAAAGGGAGACACCUUCACAGGCAUCCCCCAGACGCCGCCGCUCCUGCCAGCAGCACCGGGCCCUCAGUCCACCUGUCCGGUCCAGGAGUCGCCGUGACAGCAGCCACAGGACAGCACCAAGGACUGAGAGGCCCAGGCAAAGGGAGACUCCAUCAGGGACAUCGCCCAGACGCAGAAGCUCCCGCCUGCAAGGUCAGGCCCUAAGUCCACCUGUCCAGUCCAGGAGUCGUCGUGACAGCAGCCACAGGACAGCACCAAGGACUGAGAGGCCCAGGCAAAGGGAGACUCCAUCAGGGACAUCGCCCAGACGCAGAAGCUCCCGCCUGCAAGGUCAGGCCCUAAGUCCACCUGUCCGGUCCAGGAGUCGUCGUGACAGCAGCCACAGGACAGCACCAAGGACUGAGAGGCCCAGGCAAAGGGAGACUCCAUCAGGGACAUCGCCCAGACGCAGAAGCCCCCGCCUGCAGCGCCGGGCCUCAAAUCAACCUCUCCGGUCCAGGAGUCGCCAGGACAGGAGCAGGAGGAGAGCAGCAAGUGCUGAAAUGCCCAGGCGCACGGGGACACCAUCAGGGAGGACCCACAGGAGCAACCGCUCCCGCCAGCGGCGUCGGGCCUCAACUGGGACCUCCAACAGCAGCGCGUAGCCUCAACUUUUCUUUCUAGUCCAUCAGUUCACUGCCGGAAGUGAAGGUAUUAAGUGAAAAGUCACUUAAAUGAUUAAGAAGGACUCUUCUUCCGGCCUUUCGACUCCAAGCUGAGAUGUUUCCCCACUGCUCACUCUUGAGUGAACCUCUCCUUAAUGGGCUUGGAUACAGUUAGGGAGAUGUUCAGAGCAAGGUGUGUCUUAGGGAAGCUGUCUUUGGAAAGGUCGUGCACUGUUUUGCUAUCCUUGAACAAACUCAUUUCAGUAAAGCCAAAAGAAAGAAGAAAGAAGAGAGCGGGACACUGCCUCAAGUGUCUGAAGAAAUCCAUUACUUUAUUGCUGCUGACUUAAAAGAUUUGUUUGGAGCUUCAAAGAACAAACCAGAAAAGACUGUGGAAAUACCCUGGGACAAAGAGGAUGCACAGGACUCUGCCCCAGAUGACCAUCUGGGACCUUUGCCCAAGAACGACGCAGCUCAGGAGUCGAGCGCGUUCAAGUUUGCCUUCUUUGGAGACACAGAGGAGUUGGGCAUCAAAGAAGAUAAAUGAGGCCUUAUGAAAAGAAGAUGAAACAACAUUAAAUUGACUAACAGACCUGUAGGAGAGAAAAGAAACCAUGUGAAGUUAUCCAAAAUAUUAAAAAAAACCAACGCAACAACACAAGGCAACAAGACUCACACACUUGUGCUGAAUUCAGAAGGUAUUCAGUGCCUUCUGAAUGCAACGAUAAAUGUUUAAGAAUACAGCAGAGAUCCCUAGAACAAAGUGCAAAAUCCUGGAGCCGAGAUGUAGCUCAGAAAAUCUGGCAGGAGAAGAUUCUGUCCUUCCUACAUCUGUCUUCUCCACUAGUCUUGCAGAUUCGGAACAAUAAAGCCGGUAAAAGUCACAUGGCAAGAGGAUUCACGUUUCCAAGACAGCAGUUCUGAGGGUGAUGAUGAGCCUGAGACGCGAGAAACUGAAAAGGACCAAGAAAUGCAAGUUUGUUUCUUUACCACGCACAGAAAGUGCUAGAGUUUUCUUCUUCUCCAAAGAUGAUGAACGCCUAAGAGAGAAUUGCCUAAUAGGAAUCUAGACUUUUAGACCUUACCAAAACAUUAGCCACGUGACAGGUUACCUAGACAUUUUGGAUCCUUUCAGAGGGCCCAAAGUUAUUUUGUAGAUCAGUAGAGUUCAGUGAAGAAAAAGGGUUGGGAAGACUGAUGUAGAUUAUUGCUUGAGGAGCAGCUACUUAACUGUAUGUAAAGGAUGUAUUUAAGAGAAAGAGUGAAUUUAGAGACUUCUCCUAACAGUGGAUUCAGAAACUUCUCUGAAGAAUUCGUUAGAUUUUCAUUAUUUCCCAGAAUGCUGAAGGAAGCAUAGGGAUACCAAACAGAAAUGCAAGGAAACCAAUAAAAUCUUUAGUGAAUAGAAACGUGCCA
Molecule: messenger RNA, 3932 nt
Organism: Taeniopygia guttata (zebra finch)
Lineage: Eukaryota; Metazoa; Chordata; Aves; Passeriformes; Estrildidae
Source: RefSeq, a predicted model, not a curated record